AUGGCAGCCUUUGCCGGAUUCACCGUGCCCAACACGCACAAAGACAUGGUGCAUGACGUGGCCUUCAACUUUUAUGGAAACCGACUUGCCAGCGUCGGCACCGACCAUCAGAUCAAGAUCUGGGACCAACAGGAAGAUGGCGCCUGGCUCGAGGCAGCCGCCGUCAAAGCCUCGCAUCAUGGCUCGGUGACCCGCGUGCGUUGGGGUCACCCAGAGUUUGGUGCCAUCCUGGCCACCUGCUCCAGUGAUCAUACCGUCAUCAUCUGGGAAGAGCGACCGGGCAUGCAACGCGAUGGUGGACACCAAGUCUGGACCAAGCGCGCUGCUCUCUCAGACGCCACGGCGCCCAUUGUGGACGUUCGCUUCUGUCCUCGCAAUGACGAGUAUCAAUUGGCCUUGGCUGCUUGUUCUCGCGACGGUAUGGUCCGCAUUUACGAGGCUGACGAUGUGAUGAACCUCUCCAACUGGGCCCAAAUGUCGGACUUUCGCAUCAAAAUGAGCAAGGAUGCCCGCGCUACCUCCCUGGACUGGGCCAUCUCCAACCGAGGCGUCAUGCUGCUAGCCGUUGGCUCUCUACACAACAAGGAACAGGGAUUGCAAUUGUAUCAGUUCAACGGUCGCAAGCCUGCCGUUGCCCUGCAAUCCAUGCAACUCGAUGUAACGGACAUGGCCUUUGCCCCGACCCUGAGCCGGGGAGGUGCCGUGGAGAUGAGCGUGGAACAGCAAAGCCUGGAACUCAGUGCCGAGGUCAAGCAUACCAACAGCAUUUGCCGACUGAGCUGGAACGCGACGGGAACCGUUUUGGCGUCAGUGUCCAUGGAUGGUCAGACCAUCCUGUGGCGAGCUGCACUCGUCUUUUCUGUCUGUCUGUCUGUCUGUCUGUCUGUCUGUCUGUCUGUCUGUCUGUCUGUCUGUCUGUCUGUCUGUCUGUCUGUCUGUCUGUCUGUCUGUCUGUCUGUCUGUCUGUCUGUCUGUCUGUCUGUCUGUCUGUCUGUCUGUCUGUCUGUCUGUCUGUCUGUCUGUCUGUCUGUCUGUCUGUCUGUCUGUCUGUCUGUCUGUCUCUCUCUCUCUCUCUCUCUCUCUCUCUCUCUCUCUCGCUUGUUAUCGCAUUGCCCACCACAGUGA
This is a messenger RNA of Monosiga brevicollis MX1, 1125 nucleotides long. RefSeq lists its product as uncharacterized. The record is from RefSeq and is a predicted model, not a curated record. Gene Ontology annotation, molecular function: structural molecule activity; protein binding. Lineage: Eukaryota; Choanoflagellata; Craspedida; Salpingoecidae. The transcript is spliced from 11 exons. Bases 1 to 1125 code for a protein of 374 amino acids. Gene Ontology annotation, biological process: positive regulation of TORC1 signaling; cellular response to amino acid starvation. Gene Ontology annotation, cellular component: nuclear pore outer ring; Seh1-associated complex.